This is a messenger RNA of Trichoderma aggressivum f. europaeum, 750 nucleotides long. RefSeq lists its product as uncharacterized. Gene Ontology annotation, cellular component: nucleus. The transcript has a single exon. Lineage: Eukaryota; Fungi; Ascomycota; Sordariomycetes; Hypocreales; Hypocreaceae. The record is from RefSeq and is a predicted model, not a curated record. Bases 1 to 750 code for a protein of 249 amino acids. Gene Ontology annotation, biological process: regulation of DNA-templated transcription; DNA alkylation repair.
AUGCCCCCAAAGCUUACUCCAACGCAUUUCCUCUGCAUACCCCUCGUUGGGGUGCCGUUGGCCACAACUCUUGCGGCGUUCCGGGCCGACGCAACCAGUGCCAUGAGCUUCGGCCUACCGGAGGACGCCGUCCGGCCCUUGGGGACGCUACACCUGACACUGGGAGUCAUGUCUCUGAAAAGGGACGGUGUAGAAAGGGCAGUGGAUAUACUCAGGGGCCUGAAGCUGAAGGAAAUACUCGCCGAGACGAGAUUGGCCAAAGAUGCUAACACAUCUGCCGCUGUCUUGGCAUUGUCAGGCGGCAGCAACGAUGGCAGUCAGCCCUCUAAAACAAACGGCCUGUCUCUGACAAUACGAGGUCUUCAUUCAAUGCAGCCAGCAGAAAGAGCUGCUGUCCUAUACGCACCUCCUUCGGAUCCUGAAGGCAUUUUAUACAACUUUUGCAAGCAGCUACAAAAGCCAUUCCAAGACGCUGGAUUAAUGAUUGACGAGAACCGCCCGCUACUGCUUCACGCCACCAUUAUCAACACCAUAUAUGUCAAGAAUAAUUCCGGCGGCGGAGGAAGAGGGAAGAAGCGGGAAAGGCUGACAAUUAACGCACGCGACCUGUUGAGUAGAUACGAUGACUAUCUGUGGGCCGAGAAGAUGCCCGUCACUCGUGUGACGCUCUGUAGAAUGGGCGCCAAGCCCAUUCCAGGAACAGACGAUGCGGCAUACGAAGUUGAAGCGGAGGUUGAGUUUGAGCCUUGA